Molecule: messenger RNA, 3269 nt
Organism: Galendromus occidentalis (western predatory mite)
Lineage: Eukaryota; Metazoa; Arthropoda; Arachnida; Mesostigmata; Phytoseiidae
Product: fos-related antigen 2
Exons: 7
Coding region: 1-1260 (419 amino acids)
Biological process (GO): regulation of transcription by RNA polymerase II
Cellular component (GO): nucleus
Molecular function (GO): DNA-binding transcription factor activity, RNA polymerase II-specific; RNA polymerase II cis-regulatory region sequence-specific DNA binding
Source: RefSeq, a predicted model, not a curated record
AUGAUCACGAAAAUGCGGAGACGUAUGCCGUCGCCGUCGAGCACUGCCGGAUCUCGAUGUGAUGAAAACCUUGUGGCGGUCCUGGACGAGAUCGCUUUGGGACAACCCUUGCUCACCGAUGAUUUGAAGCCCGCUCUCUUCGAAGAUGAGUAUCCGGGCAAUUUCACGAACUCCACCUGCACGACAUCGACCCUUACCCCGACGACCCUUCGAACGAUUGGAGAUGCUUUCGAAUAUUCCGCCGACGUUCCGCCACCCUUGGAACACCAACUCGCCGCAGGUUUCGCCCCGCCCACUGUCAUUGUCGCGCAACAAUUCAACAACAAUACUCAAAGGAUGCAAGAUGAUGUCGAGAUCAAGCGCGAAAUCACCGAAGAAGACGCUGGCUACGUACCGACGCCCUGGAAUUCGGAUCCGGUGAACCAGCAGAACGUCGACAUGUCUGUAUAUCAGACGUCGUUGCCGUACACGACUGCAUCGGACGUCAGACCACAAAUCACGGCGACCCCCAGCCCACGCAGGCGAAACCAGACGAACUCUCCACCUCAGCGAGAAACCCCAACUAAACGCCGUAUCAAGGAAGAAGGGCCCGCAGCGGACGAAGACGAAAUCCGCAAACGACAACGUCGCGAACGCAACAAAUUGGCAGCUGCUCGAUGCAGACAACGUCGCGUUGAUCAAACGAAUGGUUUACAAAACGAAGUUGACCUUCUCGAGGAUCGUCAGAAAGAACUCCGAAACCAAUACGAAGAACUCCAGAAGCAGAAGAAACGACUUCAGAUUUCGCUUGAUCAACACAGCUGCGUGCAUAACGACGUCUCGAGAUCCGCGUCCGUGCCGGUCACCUCUCAAUCCUCAGUACAUGCACCGAUGGGUUCCGUCGUCACAGGGCUUCCGAAUAUCUCACUGAGUCAGACUAGCGUUUCGAGUCCGAGUCAAGUGAACGUGAUCGUGCGCCGAGACUCACUCGAUUCGCGUCUGGCAGAAAUCGUACCCACUACUGUCGCGGCUAUGCCACAGCAGACUGAAAAACGCCCACGGCCAUCGACACUGCCCAUGAGCAUGUUCGAACAGACUGGAGUCCCCAUACAGACACCGUCAGCAGUGUUGUAUAGUUUCGAAGGUCUGGUCGAAGGCACAGGGCUGACCCCAGGUUUGACCCCGCUCGGAUUCUCACCUACUUGUACCCUACAGCAACGCAACUCAAACGGCGAUGUUUCCACCCCGGACACAACCCCACGCAAGCUCGUCACACUGUAAAAUCCGCUGAGCUCCUCUUGAAGAGCACACAAGAUCUCAAGAAUAGCUCAUUAGACUCCUCCAAGUCGCUCAUGGACUCUACGUCGAUUGGGGGGUUUGGAGGAGGCUUCUUGAGUCGGACUAAACUUAGUGCUGAGUCGGCGAUUGGGGAGACCAAAAUGUGCAGAAACGAAAACAAUCAAGGCAUUAUAUAGGAGUAAGAAUGAUGGUUCCCUCUGACGAACAGUUCCACCGAACAAUAAGUACCGUGGAAAAGUCCGAGAAAAAUAGUAGCAGGAAUUCAGGGAUGAGUUUCGAAAACUCUGAUAUUCUUAGAGCAGAGUCCCCCGUCCCUGAGUGAGUCCUCCUCGAUCUGACUCCAGGAUAUACCCGCGUAGAAGUGCAACACGCCCAGAUUUCCUGCUGAGAAAGGGAAGAAUAAUAUAUAUAGAAAAUUGAAAGGAUGUGCAUAUGCAGUUGUCGAUAACGCUCUCAAUCGGAUCCUGCUACGCGGAGGUUCCGAAUACAGUGCCGAUUCGUAUCCUGACAUUCUGACGCGACUCCGUUUCGGAUUCUCGGUGAUAUAAAUGAAUGGAAAACAGCUGAUUCUGCGGAUUCUAGAUAAUUCCCAACUGUCGCAACAAGUCGGCAUUACAGCUCCGCCCAUUUCUUAGGGACUCACCAUCAUACGCCUUUCACUGUAUAUAAGGCCUUGCUAUGGUAGCGUAAUCUGACGCAUCGGCGAGUGCGCGGCGUGGAAAGCCUACUACCAGGUACAAAAAACUUCUAUGGUUUCAUGGAAAACAUCGAUACUGAGCGAAUAGUCAUAGGGAAGGGCAUCGCUUCGUGCGUCCAGCGAUAGAUUCAGAGACCAUUAUAGAGUAUGAGGAAUAUCAAUCAUGAAAAUCGAAGAUUAUUGAUCGACGACGUCGAGAAAAGUCUCAGCUCCGAAUGAUUGAGAGGACUGACAGAAGGAACAAGAUCGACGGGCCGCAGAAGCCUCCGAGCUCUAGCUGAUGUUCGUUUCCUCCCAUUGUUUUAAUAUCUUCGAAAAUCGCAUACUGCUUUGUGUUCCAAGAUUCCUCUCCAAUGAACUAUAAUUAAUUUAUCGCGCUCUCGGAUGCUAGUUUGUACCUCGAAUCGACAUUUCUACCGCUUGAACGUGUUUUUCUGUACGUCUAUGCGACCAUUUCAUCACUCACCGAUUCCCGUCAUGAUUAUCAUUUGCAGAUAUUAGAUAAGCUCGACGUUCGAAGCCAAUCAGAGAAGGAGGACUGCCAGUUGAUCGCAGAUUCUAGUCCGUUUUCGUUCUGCGGGCAGAACCGUCUCUACUUCGACUGCUCGAGAUGGCGUUCUCGAGGAGCAAGAGCAGAAUCCCGGGAGCGCUCACCCUGGGACUGUAGAAACAAAGAUAUGAAGAGCGAGACAAACCGAAACACACACACCCAAACCAAUGUUGAAUGCCAAUUGUCUUUACGACAUUCGUUUAAGAAUGCUUGUUUUCCGUUUUUGGUUCUUAGAUCAUUGCCUGAGAGUUUUUUUUAUCCGAUCGCCAUUCAUUCCCAUUCGUUCCGUAUGACAGACAUUCUUCGCAAAUGAGUUUUAGCACAUUUAUCACCGAUAUUUUAUUUAUCGGAUUCGACUCCGCUCUGAAUGAGACGUGUCGUUUCGCCGAGUCCGAAUGUUUAUAAUCGAUGCCACCAGGGAAGCCGUGAAGGGACUCGUUGCACACUUCAUCAUGAUGCAGGAGAAGAAUUUAUAUGCAAUGUUCUGUCUAUCUACAUGACAAGGCGAAUAUUAAGGUAUAACAAGCAACAAUUCAAAGCGCAUAGAACUUCGGUGGCUUAACGAGUGAUUUAUCUCCGAAAUUUCGAACUCGGCGAUGUCAGCUGCCUGACCAAUGGAUGGGGGAAGGCUCGCCGGCAUCGCUUGAGAUCAGGAAUUCGCGGACUCCACGUCCGAAUUUAUUUAUAAAUAUAUACAUAUAUUUAUAUAUGAAUACUUAAAUUUCGUAUAGGUCAGAGCUACAU